Messenger RNA from Chara braunii, 1293 nucleotides. The record is from the annotation of a GenBank genome assembly. Lineage: Eukaryota; Viridiplantae; Streptophyta; Charophyceae; Charales; Characeae.
CGGAUACAGGGACGACAGAUAUGAGAGUCGGAUCGAGAUGGAUAUAGGGACGACAGAUAUGAGAGGUCGGAUCGAGAUGGAUACAGGGGUGGCAGGUAUGAUAGAGGAGAUUGAGACGGAGACCGACGAGAUGACUUGCGCGAACGGUAUGACCGCGGGGGAUUCACGAGAGAACAACGCGACGAUUCGCGGGGGUGGUACGACUGAGGAGAUCGACGCGAUGAGUCACGCGGGCGAUACGACCAUGGAGACCGCCGGAAUUACUUCCGGGGACGAUAUGAGCAAGGAGAAUCUGGAGGAGACCGCCGCAAUGAUUUGCGCGGCCGGAAUGAGAGAGGGGGAUAUGGCGCGUCAUCCGAUCCAUGAUCUGGAAGACAUAUCAAUGUUCCCUUCGAUGAAGGAGAAUGUUGAAGCAAGGGGAGUAAAGCCGAGUAAAGGAAAGGAACCGGUUAGGAGCCAGAGCAUCAAGAUAACUUUCGAAGGAGAUAUGGCAACCACACCCAUAAGGGUGGCAUCUACCAAGUCGGCAAGGGGGUCUACAUCGAAGAAGACCGACACGGAUUACGUGAUGGCGGAGAAGGACGGACAACGGAUCGAUGGAGAGGAGGUUAUUCUUUCGCCACGAAAGCGGGGAGUGAAGAAGUUCUUGAUGAAGAGUUCGCUGGAUGAGAUUGACACGGUCGAGCCACUGAGACGGGCCCUUCGGCAACCCAUGCAGUGCUCUAUUCUGGAAUAUCUGGCGGCGUCCAAGCCGGCUUGCGACGAGUUACAGAUGAUCACGCGGAAGACUCGCACACCUCUAUCAGAGGAGACUCAGGUGACCUCAAAGGCGGAUGCUCCUACUGUAGCAGUAUCGGAGGUGACAGCUAGAGCGGAUCGCAUGGCGACAAUUCUUCUUGAUGGGAUAGAAGGUGUGCCUCCAGACAAGUUUUACAUACUUGGAAGUGGGACCGUGGAGGCGGUCCUAAACGAUGGAGCGGUUUUGGAUGCUGUGAUCGGGCAGUGAGGCUGUCAUCAUAGACGAAGAUCUGGCAGUGCAAGUUGGACUGGGCCUCGAUAGGUCGUACCUAUUCGAGAUAGAGACGGUUGAUGGGAGAAAGCAAUAGAUCACCGGGGUUUGUCACAAGGCAGCCAUAGACGUCCAAGGGGUACGAGUGACCCUGGCGGUCUUUGCAGUCAAGAGCUGCAGCUCUGACCUGCUCUUGGGACGAACGUGGUUAAGCCAUGUGCAUGCGGUGACGAUAGAGCGGCCCGACGGGAGCCAGACAUUGUCAAUCAAGAAGCUAGAUGAGG